GGGCGGGCGGCCGGGCGCGGGCGGCCGCGCUGGAAAGCGAAGCGGCGGCGGCGGCGGGGGAAACAGCGGGAGCAGCAGCGGCAGCAGCGCGGAGCGGCGCCGCGCAGGGGGGAUGGGGCGCGCGGCCCGCCGGCCGCCACCCCCCCGCCAUGAUGCUGCUCAGCAGGAAGGCGGAGGCGCCCCUCAGCGCAGCCAGGUUUGCAGAUGGAUUAUAUGACUCCUAUAUGAGGAUAGAUCAGAUUAGGUACCAAGAGUCUACAAAUGAAGAACACAGCGCCUCGGGACUUCCUUCCCUUGGAAGAUCUAACGUUUCUAGCCACAAGCUUGCAAUGAAGGAUCACCCUCUGACUGGAAGUCAGGUUAAAGUUGAGCAAUUAUUUGAGGACUCUGGCAACAGAAGGAGUAGCACUCUUCAUUCUGCAGGAAUAAAUAGUUCAGAAAGAUCUCUUCCUUCCCUGACGAAAGAUAGAAGUAUAGACAGCUUGAGCACUUCUAAAUGUGCUAGUAGUUCCUUAAAAGCACACAAAGUUGUUUCCCAAGCUCCAGAACAAGCUGUCAAACAGUACAGACAUCAGUUGUCAGCUUAUGAGCAGCAAGAAAUAUUUAAUUUUUCUGAAAUUUACUUUGUGGGUCCAGCUGCAAAAAAGAGGCAAGGAGUAAUAGGUGGCCCCAACAAUGGAGGUUAUGAUGAUGAUCAAGGUAGCUAUAUUCAUGUGCCCCAUGACCAUCUCGCUUACCGGUACGAAGUACUCAAAAUCAUUGGAAAGGGCAGUUUUGGACAAGUUGCUAAAGUCUAUGAUCAUAAACUCCACCAACACUUAGCCUUAAAAAUGGUUCGCAAUGAAAAGAGAUUUCAUCGCCAAGCAGCAGAAGAAAUCCGGAUUUUGGAGCAUCUUAAGAAGCAGGAUAAAACUGGCAGUAUGAAUGUUAUUCACAUGCUGGAAAGCUUCACUUUUCGCAACCACAUCUGUAUGACCUUUGAACUCCUGAGUAUGAACCUGUAUGAGCUGAUUAAAAGAAAUAAGUUUCAGGGAUUCAGUAUCCAACUGGUACGCAAGUUUGCCCACUCUAUACUGCAAUGUUUGGAUGCUCUAUAUAGAAACAAAAUCAUACACUGUGACUUGAAGCCAGAAAACAUCCUCCUAAAGCAGCAAGGGAGGAGUGGAAUCAAGGUCAUAGAUUUUGGGUCCAGCUGUUUUGAGCACCAAAGAGUCUACACAUAUAUUCAGUCUCGGUUUUAUAGGGCACCAGAGGUAAUUCUGGGAAGUCGCUAUGGAAUGCCCAUAGAUAUGUGGAGUUUUGGCUGUAUUCUAGUGGAGCUAUUGACUGGAUACCCUCUCUUUCCUGGAGAGGAUGAGGGAGACCAGUUGGCUUGUAUGAUGGAACUUCUUGGAAUGCCACCUCAAAAGCUUUUGGAUCAGUCCAAGCGAGCCAAGAACUUCAUCAACUCCAAGGGUCAUCCUCGCUAUUGCUCUGUAACUACACAUGCAGAUGGAAGAGUGACCCUGAAUGGGAGUCGAUCACGCAGGGGUAAACUCCGAGGCGCUCCGGGGAACAAAGACUGGGUGACGGCGUUAAAAGGCUGUGAUGAUCCCUUGUUCAUAGAGUUCUUAAAAGAAUGUCUCAACUGGGAUCCUUCCGCACGCAUGACUCCAAGUCAAGCUUUAAGGCACCCUUGGAUCUGUAAACGAGCAUCCAAACCACCCAGCACUGAUAAAACCUCCAGUAAACGGAUAUCUAACUACACAAGUUCUUUCCAAGGAAUAGGUUCCAAAUUGCCUCCAGUAGUUGGAGUAGCAAACAAGCUGAGGGCUAAUCUAACGUCUGACUCCAAUGGCAGUAUAUCUCUAUGUACUGUGCUACCAAAACUGGUUAGUUAAUAGAGAAUUAUGUAUUUCCAGAAUACAUACCUUGUGUUUUAAUUGUUUGUUAAUAACAUGUAAGGAAGAUAAAUGCAGAGGUUUUUAAUGGGUUUACUUUUUAUUAAAAGCUAAAUCUUGAAUAUAAGAAGUUCAGUCAAAAUAUAAACAUUUAAAGGGCUAACUUUUAUCAAUUUUUUCAGUUGCAAUGUGAUGCAUAUUACAUUACUUGAUAGGCUAGCACAUCUGUUAUAUUGAGCAAGAUGACACUUUAACAGAAGUGCUAUUUAAUAAUGCUGUUUUAGAAAUCAAACUAUUUCUUAUCAAGACAAUUCAACAGAUUCUUUGGCACAAGAUGGCAAGGCAAAUUGUUUUUAAAAUAUGUUGUUUAAGUUAAUCCCCAUGUGAACUCUUUUUAUUUUGGGGAGAUUUCUUACAUCUAUCGGCAAAAGCACAAAUGUGUUAAUGUAAUGCAUUAGGAAGUUGCUUGCAAACAGCUAACUUUUCUGAAGACUUUGAUUUUUCUGCACUGUUUUUCCUUUAUCCAUUCUGCCUGAAACUUUAAAAGAAUACCAUAGGAUAUAGGCAGCAGAGGUACUUGGUGUCAAAAUGUCAUAAUCUGAUUUUUCAAAGGAGCCUAGAAUUGUCACAGAACACGAAAUAUAGCUGAAUAAAACUACUAACUUCUGUAUGCUUGCUAUUUCCCUUACAAAUCUAUGAGAAACCAGCAAGGGAAUUCAAGAUCAGAACUGGCCCAUCCCAUCACAAGUUCUGGCCAGUUUGUUCAGGGCUAAUGAAUUAAUUGCAUAUUUAUUUGGAGCUUGAAUUUAAGUAUUCAGUUUUGCUAGUUGUGGGGUUUUGUGUCAUUUCCUAACAAAAAUAUUGAACUUCUAGAACUGUUGAUUCUAGAGGCCACUUUAUACCUAUUUGAGAUUCUGGUCUGUUUUUCUCUUGUUUUCUUUUUUCUUUUUUUGCAUUUGUGUAGAGUGAAUGCCAUUGAAAUACAUGGAGCUUUUUUAUUAAAAAAAAAAAAAAAAGAAACAAAUGUGCCAUCCCUGUCAGAGAAGUAAAAUUUAAAAGGCCAGCACUGUAACUAGAAAGCAUGUGUGGGACAGGCCUAGUAAUUGGAAGCAUGCUCUGCAAUAUAAGCAUUACCCAUGAAAUACCAGGAAAGACUGAUAAAGUACAGACAGACUGGUGGAUCCAAAUCAAAAUAUGUUGUGGGAAGAAUUGGCUUAUUUCUAAUCAUAUUGCUUCAGGCUUUUGAAAGGGAAAUGCCUACGUUUUUGCAUGCUUGAAGUAUAUAAGCUUGUGUUUCCUUUCCUUUAUCUUCCAAGAACAUAAAAUGGUAGUGUGACCUGUAAUGACAACAGAACAGCUCUCAAGUUGUUACUCCUUGGAGCCACGUGGCUUAAGUCCAUUUACAAAAACAUCUGAUCUGUUGCCAGGUGCUUGAAAACAAUUUUAAAUACAGUUUAGAGCUUUUAAGAACAGAGGGUUUUAUAUUUAAUGAGUUUCUCUGUAGCAGACUUUUAAUGUUAAAACAAGGAAACUUUCCGUAUACAAUCAAAUGAAUUAUCUGUGUGAUCUUUAAGAUAAGUUGACCAAAUGUUCAAUAUAAGGCUUUUGUUCUGUGAAGAUGGGGCUGCAUUUUCUCCCCUGCUCUAUUUAAUUACAGUACUGAUGAAAUGUGGGAUGGAGGGCUGCAUAAAAAGAAAAAAGUCAAAAAGGCAGAGUCUAAGCUCCAAACUUUCCAAGACUCUUUUAAACUGAGAUUCUUACAUUUUUAAAUUCUCUGAGUUCUUUUGUUUUACAAGUGUCAAUUCAGUAAGCUUAGGAUUCAUAUUAAAAUAAAAGUCUAGCUUUUAUCCAUGCAGCUACAGGUCAGACAAAUGUGUAUGGUAUGUUCCUGGUUUACUUCUUAAUGCAUGACCAAUGCUUUUAUUAUUUGGCUCAACUAAAUUAAAUUUUAUUUCACUGGAGAAUCAGGGAAGCUAAUUUUAUGGAAGUGCUAGAAGAUACCAUGAAUUUCACAAAUUCUCUAAUAUAUGUGGUGCAUUUUCAGAAACAAGAAACAUUCUACUCCCUCCUCUGCCCUUCAUUGUGUUUAUAUUUUAUGAACUAUACAUGGAGAGUAAGAAAGGAAAGACCUUUGAGGAGCAAUGGCGUGGUAAGAAAGAUGCGUAGAAAAAGAGCAUGUUGUAUGUUGAGGCUGUAAAGUGAUGGUGGUGCCUAGAGCCUGUAAGUAGAUGGAGCCUUCGUGUGCUAGGAGCUGUGCAAGCAAAAGACAAAACAGCCUGUCCCUGGGAAGAACGAAUACUGUCCUGUUUCAAAAAUAUUUUUUCACCUAUCAAAAGCCUAUCUUGAAAUGAUUGUUCUACUAUGACCUGGGCACUGAUUACUAUGAGGUAACUUCUAAUGUAACAGCUUUUUGUAUACCUGCAAUGUUGUUAUUUAAGACUCAUGCUGUGAAACUACAAAUAGGGUAAUUAGCAGGCAAGAACACUACUUCUUACCUAGAAAAUGUGUUCACCUUGACCUGAUUGAACAAGGUGCCCUUUGAGUUAUAUAUGUUUAAGAUCAUUCUUACUUGAGACUACUCCUAUUGUUUAAAAUCAAACACUUAGUUAACUGUCUUGCUGAAUUGAGGCUCUUGUCUAUAUAAUCAUAUUAAAUGAGAAGGAAAAGGAAGUAGCCUCAAAGGAUUUCAACUAUGUGGGAAAGGAUGUCUUCAAAACCCAGAGAAUACAGUUGAGAAUAUUUCAUCAUUGCUUCUAUUUGUUAAGCUCCAUUUUUCUUUAUAAAAUCUUUGUUUUUCAAGGAACUGUAUUACCCAGUACUCCCAAACCAAGAAAACUAUUUAAAGUAGAUAAUAAGUCUCAUGUCUGGGAGAAAGCUUAGGAAUCCUGCCUGUAAACACUUUGCAUGUUGAGUCCCCUGGGGCGUAGUAUAGGAGCUGCACACAGCCACGCUUUCAGGAUUGGAAGGCAGACUGCCCAGCUGAACGGUGUCAUUUAUAGAUGGCAGCCACACUGGCGCGGGCUGUCUUGGCUAAGAUGCAGCAGAAUCUCACAAAUUCACACUUUGGGUUUUGGAAAGGUAAAUGCUAAUGAGGUCUGAAAUUGUCAAAGGUUCAUCAGUUUUACUAUUUGUGAUCCUGGUUAGAAUGUUAAAAGCAAUAUAAAACUAAAUUUGUCCAAAUAGACUAACAAUAGCUUUUCUUUUUGUGGUAACUCUCUUUGUUUUGCAGAUUUGUUAGUCUGCCAGCAUUAGUGAGGUUCUACUGUAACUUAAAGCAUAUUCUCCUUGAAAGGUAGCACAAAACAAAUGCAAAUGACUUGAGUUUACAGUAAAGCAGAAUGUCACAUUUCUAAGACUUAAUAAAGUCACCUGAACUUUUAGAAAAAUGUUUCUUACAUUUCUUCUGUUUUACUACACAUUGUAAGUCUCUGUAUUGUAAAUAACAUGCUCUGUUUUAUUAUCUGGGGUUUUAGCUGUUUGUUUCAACAAUAUUUCAUACAUCAAUAAAUGACAAGGCAUGAGCAUCAAAUAUGAAUGAUAAACAUUGCUUUUACACUGGGAUCCAAAUACUAUCUUGACAGUUCAAGUUUCAGCUCGAGAAAGUUGGUGAUUUGUUUUUGUUUGUUUGCUUGUUUUUAAGUUCAGUGGGACAGUGGAGUAUUCUUGCACUAUGCAGCGUGGUAUUUCAGACAGACAUCAAAACAGACCACACUUGGUUCUUUCCAGGCUUGAUCUUACUUAACAGCAACUGUUGAAUAUGAAACUUCUAUUUUAAAAUAGUGAUCUCAUUAUACGUGUCUUCGACAUAAAGCAGAUACUCCACUAGAAUUUUUAUUCUUACAAAAUUUGAAUAAGAAUUCUAGUCUUAUGACAAUGGAAGAAUUCAGAACAAAGUAAUUGGAAAGUUUUGAGGCAAUUUCUAUGAAAGAAUGGGUGUGCUACUGAAUCUGAAGUUGUUUACAAUAAUUUUGACCUGUUAAUACUUGGAUGCAUUUGAAAACUUUUUAAGUUUAAGAGAAAACUUCCUAAGUUUUCAGAUUUUUAAGAAUCUUUAAAAUAAUUAUUUAUCAUGAGAGGGUCUUUGCAAUGGUGAUCCUCUUUAAAACUACCUCUGAAAUAAAUCUAGAGUCCUUUUUAAAGGGAUAUUCACUGCAAACUAUGGUUCUUUUUUUCUUGACACUAAUAGCUGUUUUGGCUGUGAAACAUAUACAUGAUGAUCUCAGCAAUGUCUUACUAAUCCUAGCCAUACAAGCAAAAGGCUGAUUCGGCACCCAGAGAUCCCUGCUGAAAUGAUUGAUACAAAUCCCCUGCCUGCCAAAGUUUAAUACUGUUGUGGAAGUGAGGAGACAAAAUAAUAUGGAAAGAUAUGCAGUACUUCUAUGCAAUACCCAACCGAGAUUUAAAAACAAACUGCACCAGAAGACUUUCUUAAUGAAAAAGCUAUGUUUUUUUCAUGUGUUGAGCACUAGAAAUUGUGGGUACCUGGCACUUUUGAAAAUUGAACAUCAAAUUUUUAUACUUGAUGUAUGCCAGUGUUACCACUUUUUCUUUUUUCUUUUUAAUAUUUCCUUCUUUUUGAUAAGAGUUUGAGGAAAUCAUACUUCAUACUUCCAGUGAAAUAUUUCGUGAGUGUUUUAAAACUCCACUUUUUAAAUUCCCACUGACAUGUAAAAUCCUUGAGUCCUCAGAGCAGUCUUGGAUAGGUGAACAUUGUCCUCGGUAUGCUUGAAAAGGUGUGGUGAUUUUAAUCCCAUUACAGUUCUUACAGACUAGCUAACUAGAUCAGUAAGUCUGUGUUGCUUAAAAUAAACAAACAAUAGAAAUGUGCCUUAUUAUUUUACCAGCCUGCAUCUGUCUCAGUGCAAUCAAAUUACUCUUCAGGGUUUCUUACACAUUGCCAGACAUUCAUUCUAAAUGUCCAUAUGUCUAACGAAUUUGCAGGUUAGCCUUUUUAUUAUAAAUAUUGUGAUGAGGUGUAAUAUGAUGGUGAAUGUCGAAAACAUUUAAGGUGCAUGUGAAUUUAACUUUAUCUGUGAAGGAACACUUUUGAAAUAAGUCAGUUUUAAACUAUGUAACUAAGUGUAAUGAACAGAUUUUUCCUAAAGUUGUACUUCAGUUCAUUAUUGAAAGAAAAUAAAUGCAUCAUUUUCUUUAGCAACACACUGUGUAAAUUCCUAAAAGAAGUACUUGAAAAGUGUUAAUUAUUUCCAGAUGGUAUAACUUACCUUACAUUGCCAGAUAUUGCAUUCUGUGGUGUCUAAUGAGAGAGCAAUACAAAAUUUUCAGACUUUGCAUCAGAUGCUUACAAUGCUGUAUUUAAUAGUAAACCAAAUUUGCUUUAAUAAACCAAAAAAAAAAAAAAAAAAAAAAAAUCUGUGCAUGGAAGCAGAAAGUGAGAAAAGUGAGCCAGGAAACAUUUUUGUAUACUGGUAUUUCAAUAAAGCUUAGCUUCACACGUGAAAACAGCAAACUAAUGUAGUUUCAUGUGUUUGGGAUGCAGGGGGGAAAGGGGAAAGAAAUCAGUAGAUUAACAGUUUGAUACAGAGCCUGAAAAUCACCAUUAAUUUGAGGUUUUGCCUUUGCUGUCUGCUAUUUUUUGAAUAUGCUGGCUAAAUUUUAUAUCCUUUUGUAUCCUUUACUUUUACUUUUCACGUCUGUUGUUCUUAGAAGCUCACAGAAACCUGCGAUGGACAGCUUUGACUUCAGUGUGUAUACGCUAACCGUAAUCAAUGCUCUGAUCUGACAAAUGUUCUUCCUAUUAACGGUGCUGUAAUUAGAACAUAACAAAGUUUUGCCAUAACAUU
Molecule: messenger RNA, 7684 nt
Organism: Rhea pennata
Lineage: Eukaryota; Metazoa; Chordata; Aves; Rheiformes; Rheidae
Gene: DYRK3
Product: dual specificity tyrosine phosphorylation regulated kinase 3
Exons: 3
Coding region: 150-1880 (576 amino acids)
Biological process (GO): cytoplasmic stress granule disassembly; peptidyl-serine phosphorylation; peptidyl-threonine phosphorylation
Cellular component (GO): nucleus; cytoplasm; cytoskeleton
Molecular function (GO): ATP binding; protein serine/threonine kinase activity; protein serine/threonine/tyrosine kinase activity
Source: RefSeq, a predicted model, not a curated record